Messenger RNA from Protopolystoma xenopodis, 261 nucleotides. Lineage: Eukaryota; Metazoa; Platyhelminthes; Monogenea; Polystomatidea; Polystomatidae. The record is from the annotation of a GenBank genome assembly.
AUGGUUUUGCUGACGGUCUGGCAUGCUGUCGUCAGAGUAAUCGUUGGAACCAAUCCAACCUUCGGCAGUGAGCUCUACGUGCUAAUUGCCUUCAUCAUUCUCUACGCGAUCGGGUUGUCGAUCUUUGCUUUAUACGUGAAUUUUGAUGUGAGUCCUUACCGCUGUUUGCUAGACCGAAUUGAGCAUAUCUUUGCUCCUAUCACUAACCCUUGGGCAAUGUGGGAUUUUUUGGAAUUAUUCCUUCAGAUUCCAUGCAGCUAA